Messenger RNA from Sesamum indicum (sesame), 2316 nucleotides. RefSeq names its product GPI mannosyltransferase 1. Gene Ontology annotation, cellular component: glycosylphosphatidylinositol-mannosyltransferase I complex; membrane. Gene Ontology annotation, molecular function: alpha-1,4-mannosyltransferase activity; GPI mannosyltransferase activity. NCBI's taxonomy places the organism in Eukaryota, Viridiplantae, Streptophyta, Magnoliopsida, Lamiales, Pedaliaceae. The record is from RefSeq and is a predicted model, not a curated record. Gene Ontology annotation, biological process: GPI anchor biosynthetic process.
UUCCUUCCCCUCACUUCACCGGAACCCCGAGCAAGAGUCUAGUUUUGAGGGACGGGCCACCGGAUUUCCUAUUUUUUUCAUUGGUGAAGCUGAGCAACAGGCCGUUGAACACAUCGUCGGGUGGUAGCUUGAAGCAAAAAGAUCCAGAGGAAUUUCCCUGUUAUACUUGUGCUUUUUAACCCUAAACCUUAAUCUGCGUCGAUGUGUGAGGCUGUGAUGAUUUUUUGAAGCAAAAAGAGCGAUCUGCUUUCGAUCUUGGAGAGCUGGAAGACGCUAUAUUUCUGCAAGGAUUGAAGAUCAGUACAAUGAUGAGACAAAACAAAGGAUAUGAAUGCUUUAUACAGAGGCCUGCAGCACCACGAGAAUGUUUCCCUUAUUGACCAUGAGAUUCCUAGAAGAGAGAAAAACCUUUUCUAAAGUGGUUCUUGGGGAAGCUCAAAAUCAGGAGAAGAGAGUAGUGAUUGAGGAACAACUGUGAACACACUUCCCACCACCAGCUGUGUUGUAAUACAUCCUCUUCGCAUAGCAGAUGGACAAUGGAAUGCUCACUACUGUAUUUCUAUUUCAACUGUUUAGGAUGUUGCAUUGAAGCUGUGCCUGCUAUGACUCAAGCUCGCUGUUAAUUGGCUCCAAAUAUUAGCAAUGCUGGGAAUAAGUUUCCAAUCUCUGUUUAUUUUUUCAGCACUCUUUCGUGUCUUUUUAAUUAUAUAUGGGGAGUGGCAAGAUGCUAAUAUGGAGGUUAGAUACACGGACGUAGACUAUUUUGUCUUUUCUGAUGCUGCAACCUUAAUGGCAUCUGGAAAAUCACCUUAUGAAAGAUCAACAUAUCGCUAUUCACCACUGAUAGCCUUUCUUCUGAUGCCUAAUUCAUUCCUCCAUCAAACAUGGGGAAAAUUUCUCUUUUCCGCAUCAGAUUUACUUGUGGGGUUGCUUAUCCAAAGAAUUCUGAAGUUACGUGGCGUUCCUGAGAAAUUAUGCACCUAUUCUACGAUGGUAUGGCUUUUUAACCCAUUUACGUUCACCAUUGGAACGCGUGGGAACUGUGAGCCCAUUAUCUGCUCCAUGAUUUUGUGGAUCUUAACGUGUCUGAUGAAUGGGCAUGUGUUGCAGGCUGCAUUUUGGUAUGGACUUGUUGUUCACAUGAGAAUAUAUCCAAUAAUAUAUGCACUGCCCAUUGUCUUACUUCUUGAUCCUCGGCAUUUUCAACCUGGUAAGAAGCCUGUGCUUGUUGAAUGGAGCUCUAGAACGUUAAAACCAUCCUCAGCUACUAGCAGCUCAAAAACUUCUACUACACAGUACAUUUGGAACUUCUGCAUAAACAUGAUCACUUGGAGAAGAGUCAUGUUCGGGAUUAUUUCUGCAUCCACUUUCUUCGUCUUGACAGGAUUGUCUUUCCAUUUAUAUGGAUGGGAUUUCUUGCACGAGGCUUUGCUAUACCAUCUUACCCGUACAGAUCCGCGUCACAAUUUUUCCAUAUAUUUCUACCACAUAUAUCUCCACUAUGAGCAUGAGUUUUCCAUCCUGGAGAAGCUCAUCUCCUUUCUGCCUCAGUUCAUUGUCCAACUAGUUCUGAUUUCCCGCUUCGCCCUUGACUUGCCAUUCUGUUUAUUUCUGCAGACACUGGCAUUCGUGGCAUUUAAUAAGGUCAUAACAGCACAAUACUUUGUCUGGUUCUUUUGUCUGUUGCCUCUAAUAUUGCCAUGGAGCAAUAUAAAGCUUGUCUGGAAAGGCCUAGCCUGCAUCAUUUUGUGGAUUGCAGCUCAAACCAAUUGGUUAGCGUGGGCUUACUUACUCGAAUUCCGAGGAAAGAAUGUCUUCUUCCAACUCUGGGUAGCAAGUUUACUGUUCUUGGCAGCCAAUACUUUUGUUAUUAUGAAUACUAUUUGUAGCCAUCUAUACAGUCCUCUGUUCCAACAGUUGAAGCAGGGAGGCAAACUCAAGCAAGGCUAUGAAAGGUGACGUCUCGCUUUUAGUGAACAGCGCAACAUUUUUGAAGGUUAUUUUUUUGGAACUUUGGAACAGUAUCACCAAUAUUAAUGCCUGUUUAGAUCUUCUUUUUAAUAGUGUUUGAUUGAUAUCAUAAAAGUAUACAAUUUAAGUGAUAUCUUUUUAGAAAGUAUAUGAUUACAAUGAGGGACCUGGCAGAGGGGCUGGCUGACGCCUCAGUGAGAAGGGCUGGCUUGGUGCCAAAUAUGUACUGUGUUUAUAAGGGGUGAAUGAAUUAGCUUUGGUGUCAUUUUUGUCAGGUAAAACAAUGGGAACAUACAUUUGCAACCUGCAAACAGUGGAAUUGAUAUGCAGCAUUGUUUAAGUUUA